AUGCUAAAUAUGGCCUAUUACAAUGCCGGCAGUGAAUUAUGUUCGGGUAAUUUUAAAGAAUUGCUGAGUGAAAACUAUAUUGUUGACGAUUUGUCUGUAAUUCCUUUAGAAAAAGAUACUUUUGCGAUAUGUGAAUUGUGCGGUCGCGUCGGGAGAAGAGGUCAGUUUUACCCAAGAAACAACAAGUUCUGUUCAUUAAGAUGUCAUGCGAGCAGCACUAGAAAACGACAUUGCAAUUGGCGUUUCAAGUUAAUGGAAGGUGCAGAACAUAUGGCAGGCAUGAUUCCUCUCGAACCAUUGCCACAGUUGCAACAUUGGCAAGCUACAUACAGUGACUUGCAGGCUGGGCCGAUAAAGCAGUCUGCAGCUGCUCUAGCUAAUAGCUAUGAAUGGAAGGAUGAAUUAUUUGGCUGUGAAUUUCUCGCUGCCCCCGUCAGUUUAUUCAAACAUGCCCCGCUUCAUGAAAUGUGGGAUAAUACAUUUGAGGGCAUGAAAGUUGAAGUGAAGAAUAUGGAUAUAGAGAAUUACUCUGAGAAAUUAAAUGACUUCUUUUGGGUUGCAACUGUAUUAAAGGUCAAAGGGUACAUGGGUCUACUUAGGUAUGAAGGCUUUGGUAGUGAUGAUUCUAAAGAUUUUUGGGUAAACCUAUGCUGUUCGGAAGUGCAUCCAGUUGGAUGGUGUGCCACGAGAGGGAAGCCCCUUAUACCACCGAGAAGUAUAGAAGAUAAAUAUACAGAUUGGAAAAAGUUUCUCGUCAAACAAUUAACUGGUGCUCGUACAUUGCCUGCUAAUUUUUAUACGAAAUUGAAUGACAGUCUCGUGUCGAGAUUUUCGGUUGGUUCUGUUAUGGAAGUUGUGGAUAAGAACAGAAUUUCACAAGUAAAAGUUGCCAGUGUCUGUGAAAUAAUCGGCAAACGUUUACACGUAAAAUACUUCGAUAGUUCACCAGAAGACAACGGCUUCUGGUGUCACGAAGACUCACCGCUAAUACAUCCUGUUGGCUGGGCUUUUAGAGUGGGUCAUCCUUUAGACGCACCGCAGAAUUACUGCCAGCGAGUGGCAUCCGGAAGAUUAUUUCCCAAUGACUCUACUAUAGACAUGUUUUACAAGUAUCCAACAAACGAGCCGCCAUUAUUCGCUGAAGGAAUGAAGUUAGAAGCAAUAGACCCACUUAAUUUAUCUGCAGUAUGUGCUGCUACUGUUAUGCAGAUAUUGAACGAAGGAUAUAUGAUGAUAAGGAUUGACUGCUAUCCGGCUGAUGCCUCUGGCGCAGACUGGUUCUGCUACCACCAACGGUCUCCCUGUAUAUUUCCAGUCGGUUUCGCACUGGCUAAUAACAUCCCAUUGGUGCCUCCUAUAGGAUUUACAGCAGAGGAGUUCAGUUGGGAGGAGUAUUUAAAUACGACUGGCGCCCGCGCAGCGAGUAGGACAGUGUUUGCUGCGCGUGGGCACGUCGUGUCGCACGGUUUUGUCGCAGGCAUGAGACUUGAGUGCGCUGAUCUUAUGGACCCGCGUCUCGUCUGCGUAGCCACUGUCGCCAGAGUUGUUGCGGACCUUCUUAAGGUACACUUUGACGGGUGGGGCGGAGAGUACGAUCAGUGGCUGUGGGCUCAUAGCACUGAUGUUUAUCCAGUUGGCUGGUGUCGCGCGGUGGGACACCGGCUCGAAGGACCAUUGCAGCCACCGCCACGGGCUACUAGAAAACCACAAUCGAAACCGAAUAGACGUAGACGAAAACAAGUGACAAAAGUAGCACCCCAACCCCCCAACACAACAGAGGAAAGCUCUCAGAACUCCGACAUGUGCGAUGCUAAGAGCAUUUCUGAUGCUGCAGACACCAAAAGUCUAUCACCACCAACCAGUGUGUCCGAAGUAUCUCAGGAAACUCGAACCGAAGAACAGCCAGUGAAAAUGGACGUCGACUCUGAUGUCAAGGUGGAAAAACAAGAGGCUAUUGAUGAACUUGCUGCGAAAAUGGAAGCUGAUGAAGAGGUAAAACCUCCAGUCGACUCAAUUAAAAAAGAGGAGAUGGUUAACAAAAUAGAAACAUUACCCGUUCCAAUUAAGAGUCCCGAGGUUCCAGUUAGUGACGAUAAAAUCAUACCCAGAUUGGUCAACACCUCAGUGCCACUCGACAUCCUGAAUUCAGUCGAUCCAGAGAACUGGACAACGGCUGAUGUAGCCAAAUUCCUCACAGUGAACGACUGUCAGCCGUACUGUGUCAACUUUAGUCAAAUUAAUGGUCCCAUGAUGCUGCAACUAUCAAAGGAUGAGAUCAUAGAGCUCCUAGAGAUGAAAGUCGGUCCGUCUCUCAAAAUAUUCGACCUCAUUCAGCAGCUGAAGUGCAAAAUUAAACAGCCCCAGUGCAGACUUAUCGGCGGCUUCAAGUAG
Molecule: messenger RNA, 2391 nt
Organism: Leptosia nina
Lineage: Eukaryota; Metazoa; Arthropoda; Insecta; Lepidoptera; Pieridae
Source: the annotation of a GenBank genome assembly